AUGCACAUCUUUACAACAACAGCAACUUUGGUUAUGGUUGCCUUUGGUAAUUAUGCAGAUACCGAUUGGUUACAACAACAUCGUGAUACCAUUUUAUCACCCAAGGGAUACAUUCCCGAUCUCGAUGAACUCAAAUUGGCCAUUUUUAUCAAGAGACAAGUGCCCGUGGUGCUGAAUAACUUGGUGCGAGCUAUUCAAGGACGACAUACAUCUAUGGGUGAAUACAAGCCAAAAUUCCUCAAGAUGGAAAUUACUUUGGGCAAGAGUCAAGGCAUUUUGAUGAUACCUCUUGGAACCUUUGGGAAUUGGGCAUCAAAAAAGGGAAGGGACCAAUUGACCAACAAGUUAUGGAAGAUGAUGGAUGCUGGUCAACCAAUUUAG
This is a messenger RNA of Lichtheimia ornata, 381 nucleotides long. RefSeq lists its product as uncharacterized. The transcript is spliced from 3 exons. Bases 1 to 381 code for a protein of 126 amino acids. Lineage: Eukaryota; Fungi; Mucoromycota; Mucoromycetes; Mucorales; Lichtheimiaceae. The record is from RefSeq and is a predicted model, not a curated record.